This is a messenger RNA of Coniosporium apollinis CBS 100218, 930 nucleotides long. RefSeq lists its product as uncharacterized. Gene Ontology annotation, molecular function: protein binding. The transcript has 2 exons. The record is from RefSeq and is a predicted model, not a curated record. The coding region runs from base 1 to 930 and encodes 309 amino acids. Lineage: Eukaryota; Fungi; Ascomycota; Dothideomycetes.
AUGCCAGCUACGCUUUCCGGUUACUUAAACAUGCUGAAUGACCCAUUUCUUCUAUCUCUCGUUACGAAUUGUUUAUCAGAUGUUGAAGUUGAGCAGCCCGACGCAAACAUCAAUUCGUGCGGCGAGCGUAACAUUCCCCGUUCACAUCGUUCGCUUAGCUGGCGCACUCCUUCCUUCAAGAGUUUUGCUUACGGUUCAACUCUCGUUGCAAGCGACGACAAGUCUUCCCGGCCAGACUGGUCUGCCGGUUCCUGGAGACAAUAUCUGCGGCUCGGAAGCAGCGUCACAAAUUCCGGUCCUUGUCUAGAGCUAAGUAACGCUCACCUCCCAACUCUUGUUUCGGAAGAGCAAAGAGUACAUGAGACCGCAGAGGGGAGGCAGAUACAGCUGUUAGGGGCGGCAGCGACAGGAAAUGAGGCGGUGGUCAAGCUGCUGCUGGCGCAUCCCGAUAUCGACGUGAACUCGAAGGACCAAGAUGGAGAGACGCCACUGUGGAGGGCGGCAGCGGAAGGGCGUGAGGCGAUGGUCAGGCUGCUGCUGGCGCAGCCCGAUAUCGACAACAACUAUGGACUGACACCGCUGCACUGGACGGCAGCGGAAGGGCGUGAGGCGAUGGUCAGGCUGCUGCUGGCGCAGCCCGACAUCGACGUGAACUCGAAGGACAACCAUGGACGAACGCCACUGUCGAGUGUGGUAAGGGCAGGGCAUAAGGCGGUGGCCGAGCUGCUGCUGGCGCGCUCCGACAUCGACGUGAACUUGAAGGAUAAUCAUCGACUGACACCGCUGCAAUGGGGGGUAGCGGUAAGGGAAGAGGUAGUGGUCAAGCUACUACUAGCGCACCCUAACAUCGACGUGAACUUGAACCAAGGCGCGGUCGAAAAAGCGAUCCAAGAUAGGUUCGCUCAUUUUUGCCCUACGUACCUUGCCUAA